Messenger RNA from Durio zibethinus, 2593 nucleotides. The record is from RefSeq and is a predicted model, not a curated record. Lineage: Eukaryota; Viridiplantae; Streptophyta; Magnoliopsida; Malvales; Malvaceae.
AUUUUUUAUUCUUCCGGCGGUAAUCCCAGGUCCCAAAAAAAAAAAAAAAAAGCCUCAGGCGCCCAAUUUUGCACCUGGUUUUCCUCGUAUUCACUGCACAAAAAUUUAUUUUUUCUAGGGUUUUGAACAAAUCGUCGGCAGCGAUGGAGAGACACAGGGAGCGCGGAGAACGGUUCAACGAUCAUCAUCCGUUAAAUUCAACUCCUUGGUUUCGCGAUGCCCACAGACCUAAUUUUCCCGCCGACCACCACCACCACCACAAUCACCAUUACAACCAACACCAUAACUACCAUCAAUUCGAACACCAUCCUAGCCACCAGCAAUUCGAACCUCAGCCUAGCCAUCAGCACCACUUUGAACGCUUCCCCGAGCACCAGCAUCCGAGCAGUGAACAAAACGACGCGUUCUGGUCCAAUGGUGGCAACGGUUCCGAUCCCAGUCGAAAGAGAGGGUUUCACCAUUCAGGCCGAGGAGCUUCUCCAGAGCAUACUGAAGGAAGCAAUCUUGCAAAGCUCUAUGUAGCAACGGUUCCAAGAACAGCAACUGAAGAAACCAUCCGGUCCUUGUUUCAAGGACAUGGAAAUGUUGUUGAGAUUAUUCAACCAAGGGAUAAGAAAACUGGUGAACGACAUGGAUAUUGUUUUGUGAAAUAUGCAACGUUUGAGGAAGCUGACAGAGCUAUUACAGCUUUACACAAUCAGUAUACCUUUCCUGGGGAAUUGAGUACUGUCAAAGUCAGAUACGCUGAUGCUGAACGAGAUCGUCUUGGGCUACUUCCAGACAAAUUAUAUGUGGGUUGCUUAAACAAACAAGCUUCAAAAAGGGAGAUUGAAGAAAUAUUUUCACCUUAUGGUCAUGUUGUAGACAUCUACAUCGUGCGUGAUGAGCACAGGGAAAACCGUGGAUGCGGAUUUAUUCAAUUUUCUCGUAGAGAAAUGGCUCUGGCAGCAAUCAAAGGAUUAAAUGAAAUUUUCACUAUGAAAGGUUGUGACCAGCCAUUGAUUGUUCGAUUUGCAAUUCCAAAAAGACCCAGGAUUGGAGAACCAAGGGUUAAUUAUCCAUUUAAUGGCAUAACUUCUGGCUCCCAUCCUCAAGAGUUGGCUAUGAGAUCUGUACCUAAUCUUGGUGAUCCAAUGGCAGGGCGUAUACCACCCAAUGCAUCAUAUCCUGUGCAACACAUUUUAACAAAUUCACAACCACAGGGUGUUUCUCAUUGGGCAAACCCUGAAAUUGUUGCAUCUCAUGUUACUUAUCAAUCAUAUCUUCCAGGACAGCAAGCACAAUCACAGCCAACUUCCUUGCCAUUACAGCAAACACAAACUCCACAGGAAAGUUCUCAGUCAUCUCACCAACCUGUCUCUGGGCAGAAACUAGUACCUUUGAUACCGGCAUCAUCUCAAAUUUUAUGCCAGCAGAAUUCAAAUGUACCCAAGCUAAAGUCUCCACGGACUGGAGGUAGCCAAACAGUUGCUGCUACUUCAGUUGCACCUACAAUACCCCAAAGUCUGGAGACAGUGGCUCCACUUGAGUGUGACUGGAGCGAGCACACCUGCCCAGAUGGACACAAGUAUUACUAUAAUUGUGUCACUUGUGAAAGCAGAUGGAAUAAGCCAGAGGAAUUCAUUUUAUUUGAGAAACUGUUGCAGAAGCAGGAAAAUCUGCAAAAUCCUGGCCAACAGCUUUAUUCUCACUCAACUGCCCCUACAGAAAGAGUUUCUCAAAAUCAAGAGCUGCAGGUUCAAACCUGUCUCACGCAUCAGAAACUUAAAGUCCAACAUUUGUCUACAGUGGUCAGAAUUUGGACAGGACCAUUUGCAAAUCAAGACAGAAACAAGUCCGGUUGUUGAUCCAACUUGUGUUUAACUGUAUCAGGUGCCAGCAUAUUAAUUACUCAUUCUGAUUGAAUUUGAAUGUCGCAUAAGUUUCUGGUUGUGCAUUUUCUCUAGCCUCGCAUGCUUGUUUCAUUCCAUAAAUGAGUUGCUAUUUGUGAUGAUAGUAAGAAAGACAUGUAGAUCGGGCACAUGUGCAAACUUUACGACAGUCACUGUCCUCUACAAUCUCAGUCUUCUCUCUCUUAAUUUGUAGUUUGAGUAGCUAAAACUUAGGCUCCAUUUUGAUAAAUUUUGGUAGAGUGAAGAUUUUUUAAGGAAGCACAAGGAAUUUUCAAAGAUUAUGUCUGUUUGCAUUGUUCAUUGUUUUUCCUUUAUUUACAGUUGUUCACUCUCAAAAACAAGCACACGAAGCAGGGUCAUUUAAUUAAGAAUUUUACUUUGCAGCUUUGUAAAGCAUGUAUUAGACUCAGGUGAAGGGAUGCUGCUGUGAUUGCUUUCUGAGUGAUCCAUUCCGGGACAUCAUCUAGUUGUUAUUAGGCUAUAUAAGCUUUGUUUCAUAUACAUAAUAAUUACUAUUUAUUAUUAAUCGACUUCCUUCUAUCUCUUGUUUUCUGGCUUAAAGUGGUUAAAUGCUUGUAGGAUAACUUUUAGGCAGGAUGAUCAUGUAAUUACAAUCCUGUUAGUGAAUCAGUGAAGGCUAAAAUAUAAAAAAAUGCUUUUGAGCGAUUUCAUAUUUAUUACAUAAGCCUCAAUAUUUUUAU